CCUAUCUAAAUCGUCCGAGAUCGGCUGUGUCUCCCUUGUCUUCAGUUGCCACUCGGCUUCUGCUUUUCCUUGGGCCUCCCUCGCCGGAGAGACGUCCAGCUCUCUCCCUGACCACGCGCAGGCAAAGGCGGUAGUGUUCAUUUCUGGAGAUGCGUCGGAUUUGUGGGCGGUUUUCUUCUUCUCUGUCUCUGCGCUACACGCUGCUUUUGCGAUGAGGCGCGAGAGAACUCUCUUCCCUAGGUGUUCGCUUCUUGGGGUUAGCGCGAGAAAAGAGAAAAGAGAAGGAGAGCCUCCACCGGCUUCAAGGAGAACGAGUCAUCGUCGUUGUUCGGCGCCCUCCCCGUGUAUCCACCAGUCGUCCCCCAGUUCCUCGCUCGCCUCCUUCCCUCUGCUUCCUCUCCGCGUUGUCUUGCUCUCUCCUUCCUCCGUUUCCUUCCAAUGGCGUCGAGCGCACUUCUCACGAUCCACCCUUCCUCGGCGACGCAGGUGCCGCACUGCGCCUCGUGUGAAUUUCGACCGCGCGCUCGCCGCGGCGGCGAAGAAGAAGAGUAUGAGCCUUCCCUCUGGGCAGCGUUGCUCGCGAAGGAGGCAGAGCAGUGGGAGGGAGAAGACGACCUCACUCUCCCGCAAAGAGGACAAAUACUCACGGAGAAGGCUCGAGAAAAGCUCUGCAACUCGCAGCGAUGUCGCACCUGGCUUGAUCUCAGACUGUGGUUCGGCUUCGAGGAACCAGAUUUGUGUGAAGGGGACUACGAAGAAGUCUUCAGGCCAGUGCGACACGAAGGCUUCGGGCUGUUCGAGCACUUCGUUGAACUGGGCAGUAAAACGCUGGAGACGUUGACGGAGAUGUUCUUCUUUAGGCACUACAGUCUGUACGCGAGAGGCGCUUCGGCAGGUCAGAGCUCCUCGGAGUUCGUCGCACCGGCGCCGCUGCCUCUGCCCCCCGACCUUCGCAAGCGCUUCUCGCCCAGCGUUCCACAGCUUCUCUACACACAGAAGCAUACCGAGAGAACAUGCGCUCCCAUCAGUCUCUACCGCUUCGCUCUCGCGUACCUCGCCGGCGCGCAGGGCCUGAAGACGCGAACCUCCGUCGUCGAGUACGUCCGAGCCUGCAUUGGCUACGCCUGCUGCUGCGCCGGAAACAGCGACAAAAGCCUCUACGUCUGGGGAUCGGUUCUCAUCGAACACAUAUACUGGACGCAAAGAAUUACUUCGGGACACACCCACGACGAGAGCAUGUUGAUUCACGACCUUCAAGAAUACCUCGGAUACAAAUAUUCGUCUCUGAGGACGAAAAUUCUCCGUGCUCUUGACGGCUCUGAGGACGCGAGGGAUGUCGAUGCUCCGCCUGGAGAUCGUGUCCUUCGCGUGUAUCUUGAGGAUUUCUUCAAGCAUCUCGCAGAGGAUAGUGGCGUCGAUCCCGACAACAUGGGGACGUGGAUUUCACGGGAGGUCAAUCACUUUUACGCGAGUCCUGCGCUCGCACUGUUUGCCUCGGUCUGUUUCUCCCUGACGCCUUUCCUCGCUGAACUCGGGAGCUCUGCGUCUCUGCAGGAGGGGGACUCUGUCCCCAACUUGUGGAGUGACCUUCCUCCCUCGACGACAUACGUCUCUGCGUUUCUAGCGCUGUUAAGUGCCUGUUGGAGAGAGGAUACAGAAGAUAGCGCGAAGGUCUGGAUGAAGGCCUUGGUUCGGCGUCUUCGUCAGCUUCAACUCGUGGUUGAGAUUGUCGGUUUGGAAGCGAAGAAUCCAAGACGUCGACAGGGAGGAGCGCAGGUUGUCGACGUCAGACGCCUGGAAGCUUUUCAACAGGGUCUCCUCGGGAAGUACCUUCUUUGGGUUUCGGCAUUUGAAGAAGAAGAUGCAGGUCGUGAGAAAGAAGAACGCGCUGCGCUAGAGGCCGUUCGCCGUUUGCUUCCUACGCAAGAAGCGCUUGCGUUGUUCGCCUCUGAGCAUCCGCUGGGAUCUCCGUGUGGGGGCUUCUGUGCGCCGGUGUCUCGUUUUCUCGGAGCUCUGGGACUCACCGAAGGCGGCAGAGGAAGGCGUCCGACUCACACAGCUUUUCCACGGUCGUACGGUCUCCCGACGAGUCGGGGGGUCUGGACCAUUCAAGACGCACAAGGCAGGUCUCGCUACGAAAUGAUUUUUGCCGGCGGCCCUGUCCAGCCGGCUGGGCUGCAGUCUGCGAUGGAACGCUGUGGAGAUGUUCGCGGCAGGCCUCCUCGCGCUCGACCGAGACGGAAGGACGCGAAGACUUCGCUGGCCUCUCUGUCUUGUCCCGCGCCUUCAAACCCAGACUUCUUCAGCGCAAUGCCGUUUUCGUAGUCGGGGGAGGGAGAACGGCGUAUUGUGAAGAAAGGAAAUCUGUUUCACCUCGAGUCCGAGACACCGACGCCUGAAGACGGCAUUCACUCGGUGUUCGCGAUGCAAAGGCCAAGCCUUCUGAAGGAUGUUUGAUGCUGUACUUGAGGACCCCCCGAAGCGAUGCACUCUCCGUCACUUGACGGCCUGAGUGUGUGUCUGUGAAUGCGAAGUGGGGACUGUCUAGCCAUGGUUUGAGAAGCCAACACUUGAGAGUCGAGGGUAAAAAGGACGAGAAAAGAAGGUGGAGCCACGGGAAGAACGGAAACGUCUCGAGCGAAUGUGAAUGCUGGAGGGGGGUGACCGAGAAGGUCUUUUCCAGACGAAGGCGUUCGUCGACGUUGAAAGGUGAAAGGGAAUCACACUCUUCGCAGAGGUGCUCUCCCAGAUUCUCGUACUUCUCUCGAUUGCUCUGGGGAGGCAGUCACGUCGGCAGGUACUCGACAGCCGUCGAAGGGCGGCGGCGGGGAGGGGGGGAGGGGAGUUGAGCACUGUGCCCCCUGCUCAAGAGAGUUUUCCAGGGACGGAGUUGAGCUCCUGGCUGUCGAGAGAAAGCAUCGCUUUAAAAGGAAAGGCCGGAUGCAUGGAGAAGCACCAACGGAGUCGUUGAACGCAGGGAAAGAGCUAAGGACUCUGUGGGGAAAGCAACGUGGAAAAGAAGGCUUUGUGUGUGGGCGAGCGGUGAGCACUUGUCGCCAGGAAUGCCAGCGGUCUAUUUAUGUUCUCUCCCUCAGCGAGACAAGGAAAGACAUCGUUGAAGUCGGACCCACCAGCCCAACUUUAACCGCUGAAAAACGAAGUCUGACCGUGGGAAGCCUCGUAGGUAGGCGGGCAGGAUCUGGCGGUCGAGCCAGGCAGGGCAUUGGUAGCGGUUGAGAAUAGUUGAACGCCUUUCGCGACGACUUUGAACUGUGCGUUGUUUUGUAGAAAUGCCUGGGCUUUUGGAAACCCUUUUUACGUAGCAGGACUGUUGUAGAGAAGUCAUCUAGGGAGACCUCGGUUGAAGCACCGAAUUUUUUAGUUAGUAGCGGUGUAUUUCAGUUAGGAUUGUCCCGUCGAAUUGCUUUUGUGUUGACAACAACUUCCGGUCUGACAAAGAACGAAUUCAGAAGAGACGGAUCGAGCUACACAGAGCUCGAUUCAGUUAUCGUGUGCUUUUCACGAGCGCGAGGCUGACUGACACGCCACGGUUCAGAGAGACAGAGAGAGUGGAGAGACCGUGAGAUUCGGUUUUCGCACACUCCUUGUUCAUGCGAGGGGGGACCUACGACAGAGACACAGGUCACAGCUCUCUGUGGUUUUUGUGUGGUAUCCUUCGAAAGCAUUUUCCCGGUGCGUCGGGGUCUCGCGCCGGGCGUGGCUUUGCACUGUGGACCGUGGAUCACAGGUUGAAAUAAAGUAACGUUUUCUGGGACAUGUCCUCCCGUGGAAGCAAGUGCGUUUCAUGUCGCAGAGCAGCCGUGCGACGAUUUCACUGAAAAUGACGUUUUAGCUAGCUAGCUGCGAAUUCGACACGCCUUUCACAACUGACCUCCCUGCGUCUGAUGAUACACCAUUAAAAGUUCGGACGUCU
Messenger RNA from Toxoplasma gondii ME49, 3934 nucleotides. RefSeq lists its product as hypothetical. The record is from RefSeq and is a predicted model, not a curated record. The transcript has 9 exons. Bases 439 to 2325 code for a protein of 628 amino acids. Lineage: Eukaryota; Apicomplexa; Conoidasida; Eucoccidiorida; Sarcocystidae.